AUGCCCUGCAUCACUGGUGCAUCUUUUCUUGAUAUGCACAAUCGCUUAGUGCUUGAUGAAUUACUGUAUGACAGAUUGUUUUUGGUUGAAGAACAUAAAAGACUAAUGAGUUCCCUUACAGAUGAGCAAAAAGUUGUCUAUGACAAGAUAAUUUCAGCAGUUUCAGUGGGUACAAGGGGAUUCUUUUUUCUAUACGGAUUUGGUGGUACAGGAAAAACAUUUAUUUGGAAUACAUUGUCAGCAUCCAUUAGAUCAAAAGGAGAAAUUGUACUUAAUGUUGCUUCUAGCGGGAUUGCAUCACUUUUGCUUCCUGGAGGCCGGACAGCACACUCUAGAUUUCGUAUUCCAAUUCAGAUCACUGAGGAUUCAACCUGUAAUAUACGGCAGGAUUCUAAUAUUGCCGAAUUGCUGGCGAAAACAAAGCUAAUCAUCUGGGAUGAAGCUCCAAUAGUACACAGAUUUUGCUUUGAGGCUCUAGACAAAACACUUAGAGAUGUUCUUAGAUUUUCUGAUUCAAGUUGUGUUGAUAAACCAUUUGGUGGGAAAGUUGUUGUUCUUGGGGGUGACUUCAGGCAAAUCUUACCUGUUGUUCCUCAUGGAAGCAUACAAGAUAUAGUCCAUGCAACCAUUAAUUCUUCUUGUCUUUGGUCUCAUUGUCAUUUAUUAACUUUGACCAAGAACAUGCGGCUUAGUUCUGGAAGUGACAUUCACAAUUUAAUGGAAAUAAAGGAAUUUUCUUAUUGGCUUCUUAAAGUCGGGGAUGGUGUUCUUGGAGAUGAUGUGGAUGGAGAAUUUAUUAUAACAAUUCCAGAUGAAUUAUUGAUUAAAAAAUCAUUGAAUUCACUUUCAGAUUUGAUGGAUUUUGUGUACCCUGAUAUCUUGGAUCAUAUUUUAGAACCCACAUUCUUUAAAGAAAGUGCCAUUCUGACUCCAAAAUUGGCAGAUGUUUCUAUUUUAAAUGAGAACUUAAUGUCUUUGAUUCCAGGUGACGAAAGAAUAUAUUUAAGUUCAGAUAAUAUUUUGAAGCAAGACAAUAAUUCUUCCCUUGAGGAUGAUGAAUUCUCACCUGUGAUCUUAAAUACCUUCUCCUGUUCUGGGCUUCCGGAUCAUAAAUUAAUUUUGAAGGUCAAAGUUCCAGUCAUGCUAUUAAGAAAUAUUGGCCAAUCAAGAGGUUUAUGCAAUGGAACAAGAUUGCUUAUUACAAGAUUAGGCAAUCAUAUGGUUGAGGCAACUGUUCUUACAGGAAGCAAUAUAGGAGAAAAUGUGUUAAUCUCUAGAAUGACAAUGAGCUCCUCAAGUCAUUCUUUUCCUGUAAAUUUCCAAAGAAGACAAUUUCCCCUCGUCGUUUCGUUUGCCAUGACAAUCAAUAACAGUCAAGGACAAUCGCUUUCUCAUGUUGGAAUUUAUCUACCCAGGCCAGUCUUUAGUCAUGGGCAAUUAUAUGUGGCACUAUCCCGAGUAAAGAGCAAAAAGGGAUUGAAGAUUUUGAUAGUUGAUGAUGAUGGUUGUGUAACAAACAGUACCUUUAACAUAGUCUACAAAGAAGUAUUUCAGAGAUUACUGUAA
Molecule: messenger RNA, 1566 nt
Organism: Gastrolobium bilobum
Lineage: Eukaryota; Viridiplantae; Streptophyta; Magnoliopsida; Fabales; Fabaceae
Exons: 1
Coding region: 1-1566 (521 amino acids)
Biological process (GO): telomere maintenance; DNA repair
Molecular function (GO): DNA helicase activity
Source: RefSeq, a predicted model, not a curated record